Molecule: messenger RNA, 2692 nt
Organism: Ochotona princeps (American pika)
Lineage: Eukaryota; Metazoa; Chordata; Mammalia; Lagomorpha; Ochotonidae
Gene: TFAP2A
Product: transcription factor AP-2 alpha
Exons: 7
Coding region: 37-1332 (431 amino acids)
Biological process (GO): anatomical structure development; regulation of transcription by RNA polymerase II; regulation of cell population proliferation
Cellular component (GO): nucleus
Molecular function (GO): RNA polymerase II transcription regulatory region sequence-specific DNA binding; DNA-binding transcription factor activity, RNA polymerase II-specific
Source: RefSeq, a predicted model, not a curated record
UUUCCACCCUGACUCGUUACCCCAGACUCUUCGCAGAUGUUAGUUCACAGUUUUUCAGCUAUGGACCGUCACGACGGCACCAGCAACGGAACUGCACGGUUGCCCCAACUGGGCACUGUAGGUCAAUCUCCCUACACGAGCGCCCCGCCGCUGUCCCACACCCCAAAUGCUGACUUCCAGCCCCCUUACUUCCCCCCGCCCUACCAGCCUAUCUACCCCCAGUCCCAGGAUCCUUACUCCCACGUCAACGACCCCUACAGCCUCAACCCCCUACACGCUCAGCCGCAGCCGCAGCCCCCGGGCUGGCCCGGCCAGAGGCAAAGCCAGGAGUCUGGGCUCCUGCACACGCACCGGGGGCUGCCCCACCAGCUGUCGGGCCUGGAUCCGCGCAGGGACUACCGGCGGCACGAAGACCUCCUGCACGGCCCGCACGGGCUCGGCUCAGGACUCGGAGACAUCCCGAUCCACUCCUUACCUCACGCCAUCGAAGACGUCCCGCACGCAGAAGACCCGGGUAUUAACAUCCCAGAUCAAACUGUAAUUAAGAAAGGCCCCGUGUCCCUGUCCAAAUCCAACAGCAACGCCGUCUCCGCCAUCCCUAUUAACAAGGACAACCUCUUCGGCGGGGUGGUGAACCCCAACGAAGUCUUCUGUUCAGUUCCGGGUCGCCUCUCGCUCCUCAGCUCCACCUCGAAGUACAAGGUCACGGUGGCGGAAGUGCAGCGGCGCCUCUCCCCGCCCGAGUGUCUCAACGCGUCGCUGCUGGGCGGGGUGCUGCGGAGGGCGAAGUCGAAAAAUGGAGGAAGAUCUUUAAGAGAAAAACUGGAUAAAAUAGGAUUAAAUCUGCCGGCAGGGAGACGUAAGGCAGCCAACGUGACCCUGCUCACGUCACUCGUGGAGGGAGAAGCCGUCCACCUAGCCAGGGACUUUGGGUAUGUGUGCGAAACCGAAUUUCCUGCCAAAGCAGUAGCUGAAUUUCUCAACCGACAACAUUCCGAUCCCAAUGAGCAAGUGACAAGAAAAAACAUGCUCCUGGCUACCAAACAGAUAUGCAAAGAGUUCACCGACCUGCUGGCCCAGGACCGGUCUCCCCUGGGGAACUCCCGGCCCAACCCCAUCCUGGAGCCUGGCAUCCAGAGCUGCUUAACUCACUUCAACCUCAUCUCGCACGGCUUCGGCAGCCCCGCCGUGUGCGCCGCCGUCACGGCCCUGCAGAACUAUCUCACCGAGGCCCUCAAGGCCAUGGACAAAAUGUACCUCAGUAACAACCCCAACAGCCACACGGACAGCAGCGCCAAAAGCAGCGACAAAGAGGAGAAACACAGGAAGUGAGCCCCGCCCGCCGCACCUCUGCCCUCCCCACCCCCCGCCGGCAGGUGACAGCUGGGGACCAGCCACCCUCACUGCCGCUGCUGCUGCUACCGCCAUCACCGCCACCGCCGCCGCCCCGGCUCCCCCAGGCUCCCGGGGACUGCUCCACUGUCAGGAGUGGGCAGCCACUGCCGACUCGGCCCCCUGCCUCGACUUACCCCUUCAGCACCCACAAGCCUCCCCCACCCCCGCCCUCUUCUGGAGCCUAAGAGAACAGAACAGGCCGUGAAGCCAGCAAAGAAAAGUUCUGUCAAGUUUAUGAACUUUUUUUUUUAAUAUCAGCAACAGCAACGAAAAUAUUAAAAAAAAAACAAACUUUUUUUCUAGAAAAAAGAACAUAAAAAUAAAAAAAAAAAAUUAUCUGAGCUUCAUGGGACUGAAGCACGACCUUCCCUUCCAUACUCCAGUUCAGAUUGUAGCCAUACUAAAAAUAAUAAUAAAAGGCAAAAAGGAUAAUGACAUUUUUAUCAGUAUUGUGAAUAAACUUGAACACAAAUACACGAAGUUCCAUGUCAUGUCUUCAGUUGUACAAGUUUUCCCUCAAGGUAAAGCGACCAACUGGAACUCUGGCACAAGAUUCAGUUCCAUAAGGGAAUCAGUGUUCAUGAUUCUGUAUAUAUUUAUUUAUGUGUAAUUUAAUGGGAAUUGUAAAUAUGGUGAGUCUGUUUUAAGCCAUUUUUUUUUUUUUUUAAUUUAUCUGGUGAUCCUGUUUACCUCUUGUUUGGUGGGUUUGGAAUCUUCCCUUUAGUUCUUCAUUGUGGUUCAUGGUACUUAUUUAGAAAUCCAAGGUUUGGGGAAUUUUUUUUUCCUUUCCCUCUGGCAUUCAUGAAUUUAGCCCUGUUGUAGCAUGUUAAAGGUGACAGUGAAACAGCUGAACAAAUUUUAAAAAGCCAAAUAAAAUUUUAUUUAUAAUUAGUGUUACAUUUAGCUUUUCAUUGAACUGAAAGUAAACAAACAAAAAAAAAAUGCUACUGGACCCCAGAACGAUUUUUAAACUGGAGUGGCUCGAUGAGUCUUCUGAGCGUGGUGGGGAGGAAAAGGAAGAGUUUGUCUAGUCCACUGUCCUCCCAGGAAACCAUCUCUUGAGCAAUAAAUGAAUAUUGUCUUUAAACCAAGGGUUAGCGACUUUCUCUCUCUCUCUCUCUCUUUUUAUUCAAAGAACUUCAGACAUUUGGGACCACCUGGUAUUCUGUCUUUUCACUGGCCAUAUUGGAAGCAGUUCUAGUUGUAUUGUACUGGGUUGUGCUGGCAGUAGUUUCCAUGCCUGUCAAUGUAUCAUAGUCCUUUGUUGCCCAGAUAAAUAAAUAUUUGAUACGCUUUA